AUGAGGUGCAAUGAAGAUCAGUCUGUCGAGAAACAUGAGGAAGUAGAAAAACAACCCUACCGCCCAGGCUCCGACAGAGCGAAACAGCCGACCGAGUGUUCCACUACGUCCGCUCUCAGCGGGCCGCAGGUCGCUAGGCGCUUGACCCUCGAUGGCCUCAUUCCAGAAAUCCAGUUGCAGGUCCUCCGCAAUCUCUCGGACCUAGAUAACCUCCACGCAGCCAUCUGCGUCUCGCCCACUUUGCAUAAAUGUUAUCUCUCAGCGAGGCGCGGACUGCUAUAUCACCACCUCGGCAAGACCUUCCACAGCCAUCGCAUAUUCGUUGAUGCCUUUGCGGCUCAUAAGCUGGGCAUUCUGCGCGAGUCGACCAGUGAAGAUGAACUUAAGCUUCUGGAGGAGUUCAUGGAUUCAUAUCUCAACUUGCAGUCCGAUCCAGAGAAUUUCAGAGCAGUAUGUACUGUUGAUGAUCUGGCCGGCAUCGCACGUUUCUACUCAUCGACAGUAAGAUCUGCUCUACCAUAG
This is a messenger RNA of Colletotrichum tamarilloi, 522 nucleotides long. RefSeq lists its product as uncharacterized. NCBI's taxonomy places the organism in Eukaryota, Fungi, Ascomycota, Sordariomycetes, Glomerellales, Glomerellaceae. The record is from RefSeq and is a predicted model, not a curated record. The transcript has a single exon. The coding region runs from base 1 to 522 and encodes 173 amino acids.